AUGUCUCGCUCCAACACGGCCACGUCUGUAACCCCACCGCCUAUCUCGCUGGACCGUCUCUCCUUCCUCACCCAUCGCAUCACCCACCUCCUUUCUACACGUCCCGAGCAGGACGCAAACACUGCCGAUCUCUACAACGCCCUCCUUGACCUCGACCGCGUCCUCAUCAACCUUUCACACGACCCCACUUCACCCCAACUCCUCUGGAUAGACGACGUCUUCGCUGCCCUUCGAGUCGUCUACCCAAUCCUCAACCAUCCCCAAGAUUCCCCCUCUCCUCAAAUCCAAUCGCCCCUCCAAUCAGACCCCCGCCGCUCCUCCUGCCUCUCCCUCUCCCAACAAAAGCUUCAUUUCCAGAACCCUCUCCUCGCCCUCGCCCCUAUCCCUUCCCUCCUCCGCCGCUCCGUCCGCUCCCUCAUCUCCACGCAGCCACCCCCUCCACCGCAAACACCGCAUCCACUUCUCAAUGCCACAAAAGUUGUCAACGAGUGGGUCAACGCAAUCCAAUCUCAUCAAAAGCCCUCCACCCAGGACGAUUCCGAAUCAUGGCUCUCCCUCUCAGACGCUCUACCGCCCUUGCCCCAGCAGUAUGCCUCUGCCCGCGAUGAACUAUACACAGUAGUUCUCGAUUCCCUAAUCGCCGGAGCAGACGAGGCACAACGCUCAGACUCCCCUGCCACAGUUGCAGUCGGCCUUCUCGGGCCAAGAGGCGUCGGAAAGACCAUGCUCGCCGCGGAGCUUGUACAUGAUCCGGAGCUCACCAGGUCCUUUGCGGAUGGUAUCGCAUGGAUACAGCUCGGUCCAGAUAUCAAUGACGAGGAGCUCGCAGACCAGAUUAUCCACUGCGUUGAGACUAUCAUCGCCGGUGAUUUCCGCUCAUCCGUCGCCUUCUGCGACUCUUUAAACAGUGUCGUCGACAAAGCCGCCAGAGUCCUCACACAGGUCUCAAGCCUCAUCGUUGUUGACGACGUAUCAGGGCCCAAUGCCCAACGCGCCUUCGACAUCGUCAUCUCCGCUUUGGGUGAUUCUUGCGUCGCACUCUACACCUCUCCCAUUGAUGAAGAUGAGAAGAUUGGCGAGACCCUCAGUCUCCAAAAUGUCGCUUGCGUCGCUCGAGUGCCCAUGACUGCCCUCCCACCCAUGUCCCCUGACGCCUACGAGAUCUUCAAAGGAUGGCUCAAAGCAAACGAUAGCGACACUGUCGACACUCCAAGUGAUGAAAGAGCUGGUCAACGAGACUUGAUUGUAAAAGCGUGUCAUGGUCUCCCGCUUCCACUCGCUAUGACGGCAGGUUUCCUCUCCAAGUUUCCGGAUUGUUGGGACGAAGUUACACAAGUCGUCGACGGCUCCCCCUGUGGUGACGAAACCAUCAAGAGGCUCAUGGCCAUGCUUUUGAAAAAGGGUGGGCCCAAGUUCCAGGCCCAACUGCUCGCAAUAACAUGCUUGCCGCGAGGGGUGUGGGUCUCUCUGUCCGCACUCGCAGAUUUGUGGGGCGUAGACCACUCAGCCAUUAACCUCAAGGCACGAAGGUUGGGUCGCUUAGCAUUUGCAGAAUACCGGUUGGGAGAUUCGAGCGAUGAGAGUCGCGUGCGAUUUCACUGGCACAUUCUUCGUUACUGCCAUGACAUGACAAGCACUGCCGACAUCACCGCUGCGAAUCGCAAGCUGCUUAGUAACGUUUCAAGACGCAAGGUGGCCAACGGCAAGCCGAGACGAAAAAGCGACUAUGUCCCUUGGUGGGGCGCAUGCAUGAGUGACAAAUACAUUCGCCGAAGAUUGCACUGGCACAUGGCCCGCGCUGUUUCGAUGGGUAAACUCAGUGACUUGAUUUGUGAUUUUCAGUGGGUGUGUCAGAGGUUGGAGCGCGAUGGGCUCGUAGGGAUGGGAAUUGAAUUCAGGCUUGGAAUUGCGGCCGAAGAAAGAGAAGGAAAGACGUCUGAGGCGCAGGGUAUCCGGCGUAUGCUUGUCGCAGUCCAAGAAGCCUCGAAACUCCGUCAAGCAGAACGGCUGGAGAUGAGUGCAUUACCAACUUUUCUUAUUUCGGCACUUUCCGAGCACGAAACGAAAAGCAUUGCAUGUACGCAUUUUCUCAACUCUAUCUUCGACAAGGCGAGGCGACCAUGGUUGAGGCCAAUUCUUCGCACUUCUGCCAGCUCCAUAUCUUCUCAGGAAGAGAUCAUGCCAACAGAAGACUCUAUUGACUCAGACGCCUUCGUCGAGCAAACAAACUGCUUGGCCGCCACCGAAUCGGGGUACCUUGUUUGUGGAGACAAGAAAGGAAACGUUUCCGCACAUGACCCGAGGACGAUGAAGGCUGUGCGAUCAUGGAAGUCUAGCAAAGUCGGGGGGCAUCCCCAGUCACGCGGGGUCGGGGCAAUAGCAACAGUGAAAAAUUUCGUUCUAUCGGGCCAUUUUAAUGGGCGCUUGUUUAUGCGGUCCAUUGACAGCGGAGACACUGAAUUAUUGCAAACACGACAUCAGUCGCUGGAUAAAAUUACUUCCAUCGCGGCCUCGGAAGACGGCAUCAUUGCGGUUGGGUCACACACUGGACAGCUUUUCGUGUUGAAAGGUGUGUAUGGCUUCAACUGCGUCCCACAGCAAAUCGACCUGGAGGGACACUGCGACAUUGUCACCAGCCUUCUCGUCUUUCCGGAUGGCCGGCGAAUCGCGAGCAGUAGUCAUGAUGGCUUCGCUGCUGUUUGGGUCCUCCGAUCGACAGGUUGCGAACGAAUAUCUUUGAAUGGACACAAGCCUGAAAUUGGUCACAAGGAGAACUAUAUCACAAACUUUGCAACGAUUGCAGGUGGCAAGCGGCUGCUAUCUGCUUGCCGCGGCGGAAUUGUGAACUUAUGGAAUUCAGAAACUGGUGAUUGCCUCUGGGCAUUCCGAUUUGGAUUCGAAUUCAGUUGCAGCCUAUCGUUGCAGUCAUUUGGUGUUGAGCUAUGGAGAUCGUCAAUGAGCGAUGCGGCGAAACCGAAGAAGCUCCUCAGGGUCGGGAACCCGUAUUUAAUUUCCAGGGGACCUGGGCCGGAGGAUCUUCUGAUAAUUGCAGCUGGAAUCAGCACUGACAUUCGUGCAACAGUAGCCACAGAGAAGCCGAUUGCAAGUUGGUUGGAAGUGUGGCACCCAUCCACUCAGCGUAUCUAUGCCGUUGUGUCGUAUUUCGACGGGCAAUUAGGUUCGUACGAGCUUGUAACAUCACUCAAGUGAAGUGAGGCUUCACACAAACUUAAUAACAAGAAGAGUUGUUCAGAUAUAGUUGGUGGCACACACCUAGAUUUUAAAUGACACCUGUAAAUAGAACGGCGCUCACAA
Messenger RNA from Chondrus crispus (carragheen), 3315 nucleotides. RefSeq lists its product as hypothetical. Gene Ontology annotation, molecular function: protein binding; ADP binding. The coding region runs from base 1 to 3210 and encodes 1069 amino acids. The transcript is spliced from 2 exons. NCBI's taxonomy places the organism in Eukaryota, Rhodophyta, Florideophyceae, Gigartinales, Gigartinaceae. The record is from RefSeq and is a predicted model, not a curated record.